Molecule: messenger RNA, 846 nt
Organism: Phytomonas sp. Hart1
Lineage: Eukaryota; Euglenozoa; Kinetoplastea; Trypanosomatida; Trypanosomatidae
Source: the annotation of a GenBank genome assembly
AUGACGAUUUGCUUUAAAGAUGCAAAAGAGGCAGACUGCUGGUGUAGUCUUUUGCAAGGCAUCCACGAGGGGAAGGCGUGGUGGACGCUCGCGAGGUCGCUGAACACGGCAAACACUGCGAACAUGCUACUCUCACGUUUUUUUUUUCAAAGCAUGCGCCGUGAGGGCAUGACGACGUUGAUUAAAAAGCAGAUUCAGGAGAAGCUCAACAAGCUAGCGCAGUCUAAGUUUCCGCGCGAUCUGCAAGGACAUAUCUACCUCGACGACUUUAUCAUCGGCAAGCACAUCCCCUCCAUAGGGAACGUCUCGGAUGCGAGGUUCGGCGCGAACGGCGAGGUCGGCUUUGACAUGAAUUUCUGCUAUAAGGGCGGUGACGAGGGCUUUUCGCUGUACUUCCGUCUGGCGCUCACCUACCGCGGUAUCCGCAUUCCGCACAUUGUCUUUUCGGUCAAAUUCCACCACUUGGAAGCAUCCCUCUACGUCAGCGUAAGCCCACCGCCGUCGGAGCGGUUUUGGAUCGGCUGCCAUGUGCCGCCGGAGCUUCAGGUAGAGGUCCACCAAGGCUGCGCCUCGGGCCGGGGCCUCCUCCAUCGCAUCCUUAUCUCCUUCCCCAAUCUGAGCACGUUCUUCACGAAUUUAAUUAAGAACUAUUUCUUCAAGGAGAUGGUGUUGCCGUUUUUAGACGACUUCCCGCUGCCGAGCCUGGAGAAGACGCCGCCGAUCAGCUUGAAGGGGAUGACCAAGAAAGGGAGGGACUUUGACCGCAUGCGAGCGGCGGCGCUUAGCGGUAACACGGUAAGUACGGCCGAGGGAGGUGCGCGGAAACCCAGCAUGUCCUUCUAUUAA